AUGAAAGACAUCGAGAAGCUUCUACUCACAGGCUACAAAUGGCGUUCCUCCAAGUGGUUCAUUCUCUCGACCGUGGCAAUCGCCUUGUUUGCUGAAACCUUCCUCUAUGGCUUUCUAGUCCCUAUCCUCGGAGAAAUGAUUCGGAAUCGCCUUCAUGUGCACCCAUCAAAAGCUCAGGAGUUGACCUCCGGUGUUCUUGCCCUGCAUGGUACUCUAGCCGUUCUCUCCGGUCCUAUCAUCGGUCAUUUCGCCGACAAGAACCCAAAUCGCAAGUCUGCACUACUAUUUUCUCUUGCAUGGUGUAUUAUCGGCACUGGCAUAGUAGCCAGCGCUAUUUCGGUCCCUAUGCUACUAUUAGGCCGCGUGAUGCAAGGUAUCGCCGGGUCUGCUGUGUGGAUUAUCGGCUUUGCAACAGUCGCAGACACUAUCAGUCCGAAUCAUAUAGGUUUUGCAUUGAGUAUGAUGAUGUCUUGCGCAAAUACCGGCACAAUCAGUGGCCCAGCAGUGGCUGGACUACUUUUAGAGGCGGUUGGUUACUGGCUGACAUGGUCGGUUCCCCUCGUGGUUCUAACUAUAGACUUCAUUGCACGCGUGUGUAUGAUAGAGAUUCCAGCCAGCCCUUCCUCAUCUACAGCCAAUGGCAGUCCAACAGAGAAUGAAAGUCUGCUUCCUUGCAAAGAGCAACAAAUACCACCCAAAAUCGGAGAUUUCUGGCGCAUAAUGCUAUGCAACGGUCGUGUUAUGACCUGUCUACUGAUUAUCACCAUGGGUGCAACCGUCAGCACGAGCUUCGAUGCGACACUUCCUCUCUACGUCGAAGAAAAAUUCGGAUGGGGCCCUAGUACUGCUGGACUCCUUUUUGCUGGACUCGUCGUUCCAGGUGUCUUUAUUGGCCCUGUUGCUGGUUGGGUCCGUGAUCGAAUCGGAACGCGGCCACCUACCGUGCUCUGUGCCAUUCUUCAGGCAAUUGUGUUUGGCCUUAUGGGCAUUGCUGGUGGUGACAGUUCUUGGGCGAACGUUCAGAACAUGGGCAAACCAAUUUACGCAGCUUGUAUCGUUGCUAUAGGCACGUUGCGGCCAUUUGUGUCUGGUCUUGUGCCUGUUGAACUGACGGCUACUGGUAAAGCAAUACAAGAAAGAUCCCCAGGUAUCUUCGGGUCCAAGGGAGGCAUGUCACGUUUAUUCUCUAUGAUGGAUGUUUCUGCUUCCCUCGGGACUAUGAUUGGCCCUAUCAUUGGUGGCUCGCUAAAACAAAUGUUCGGCUAUAAAUACAUGAGCUGGACCUUGGGUCUUGUAUAUCUCCUCCUAGCUGCUCUUGCAGUGCGCUUCUUCGGUCCAGAGGAUACCGAUAAAGCGCCCUGUUCCGAGGAAGAGGCGUAG
Messenger RNA from Penicillium griseofulvum, 1380 nucleotides. RefSeq names its product Major facilitator superfamily domain, general substrate transporter. NCBI's taxonomy places the organism in Eukaryota, Fungi, Ascomycota, Eurotiomycetes, Eurotiales, Aspergillaceae. The record is from RefSeq and is a predicted model, not a curated record. The coding region runs from base 1 to 1380 and encodes 459 amino acids. The transcript has 4 exons. Gene Ontology annotation, biological process: transmembrane transport. Gene Ontology annotation, molecular function: transmembrane transporter activity.